Molecule: messenger RNA, 997 nt
Organism: Lemur catta (Ring-tailed lemur)
Lineage: Eukaryota; Metazoa; Chordata; Mammalia; Primates; Lemuridae
Product: olfactory receptor 8B12-like
Exons: 2
Coding region: 56-991 (311 amino acids)
Biological process (GO): sensory perception of smell; G protein-coupled receptor signaling pathway
Cellular component (GO): membrane
Molecular function (GO): odorant binding; olfactory receptor activity; G protein-coupled receptor activity
Source: RefSeq, a predicted model, not a curated record
AAGCGGGAGAGAAAGCACUGUGGCUCCAAGCUGAAGGGGACCCUCCUGGACGAGAAUGGCUGCUGAGAACUCCUCUUCUGUGACAGAGUUUAUCCUCUCAGGCUUAACCGACCAGCCCGAACUCCAAGUCCCCCUCUUCUUCCUGUUUCUAGGUUUCUAUGUGGUCACCGUGGUGGGGAACCUGGGCUUGAUAACCCUGAUUGGGCUGAACUCUCACCUCCAUAUUCCCAUGUACUUCUUCCUCUUCAACUUGUCCUUCAUAGAUUUUAGUUAUUCCACUACUCUCACCCCUAAAAUGCUGAUGAGUUUUGUUUUAAAGAAGAACAUCAUUUCCUAUGCAGGGUGCAUGACUCAAUUUUUUUUCUUCUGUUUUUUUGUCUUUUCUGAAUCCUAUAUUCUAUCAGCAAUGGCGUAUGACCGCUGUGUCGCCAUCUGUAAACCACUGGUGUACACGGUCACCAUGUCCCCCCAGGUGUGUUUGCUCCUUCUGUCAGGUGUUUAUGGCAUGGGGGUUUUUGGGGCUGUGGCCCAUAUGGGAAACAUAAUGUUUAUGACUUUUUGUGCAGACAACCUUGUCAAUCACUAUAUGUGUGACAUCAUUCCCCUCCUUGAGCUCUCCUGCAACAGCUCUUACAUAAAUUUGCUGGUGGUCUUUAUUGUUGUGACCAUUGGCAUUGGGGUGCCCAUUGUUACCAUUUUCAUCUCAUAUGGUUUCAUUCUUUCCAGCAUUCUCCACAUUAGCUCCAUGGAAGGCAGAUCCAAAGCCUUCAGUACCUGCAGUUCCCAUAUAAUUGUGGUUUCUCUUUUCUUUGGGUCAGGAGCCUUUAUGUACCUCAAACCACCUUCUGUUUUACCCCUUGAUCAGGGAAAAGUGUCCUCAAUUUUCUACACUGCCGUGGUGCCCAUGUUCAACCCCUUAAUCUAUAGUCUGAGAAAUAAGGAUGUCAAAGUUGCCCUGAAGAAAACUUUGAGCAGAAAAAUCUUAUCUUGAAAAUGA